CGGAUAAGAGAGUCCAAAAAUCAGACUGGGGCAUUCAACGAGAGUGACAUCAGCAAGAUGCGUGUCUACAAUGUUGGCGUCCUAAUGGCCUCUCAUUUGGGUAAGUGAACUGGGCGGGCUGGGGGCAACAGCAUAGACUCAACCUCAUGCAAUCUGCCUUAGAUUCACCUUUUGACCUGGAACGCUGCGGCCCUGCCGUGGACUUGGCCCUGGAUCAGAUUAACAAGCGCUUCCUCAGCCCGCACAACAUCCGGCUGGUCAAGAAGAAGGCCAGUUACCCGUCGUGCUCGGGCGCUCGGGCGCCGGGAUUGGCGGCGGAUAUGCAUUUCAAGGACGAUGUCAUCGCGUUCAUAGGACCCGCGUGCGCGUUCGCUCUGGAGCCGGUUGCCCGUUUGGCCGCUUACUGGAACACCCCCAUUAUAACGGGAAUGGGUGAUCAGCCGCCCUCAUCCGAGGGCGAACUGACCGUAACCUCCGGCAUUCUGGGCAGAAUACAUAAGUGGAAAAACGAGAGUACGGGCAUGUUCAAGGACAAGUCCAAGUAUCCGACGCUGACGCGAAUGUCCUAUUGCCAGUGUCGCCUCAAGCUGGUCUUUGCCAGCGUCUUUCGUCAGUUCAACUGGAAGCAUGUGGCGCUCUUGGUGGAUCGUUCGGAACUAUUCUCGUUGACGGUUGGCAAGAAUCUGGAGUACGGACUGCGUCAGGAGGGACUGUUGAGUUUUGUGCGCGAGCUAAACGGCAACGAGGAGGAGAUAUACGAGAACUAUCUCAGGGACGCGAGCAUGUAUGCGCGGGUGGUCAUCUUGUCGGUACGCGGUGUUCUCGUACGCAAGUUUAUGCUGGCCGCGCACAGUCUGGGCAUGACGAACGGCGAGUGGGUGUUCCUCGAUGUGGAGAUAUUCCAGAGCGCCUACUGGGGCGAUAAGGACUGGGAGCUGGGCGACGAGAACGAUAUGCGUGCCCGCAAAGCGUACGAGGCUCUGCUGCGCGUCUCGCUGCUGCAGCCGACCAGCCCCACCUUCCAGGACUUUGCGGACAAUGUGCGCGAGAAUGCCCUCUCCGAGUAUAACUACACGUUUGGCGAGGGCGAGGAGGUUAACUUCUUCAUUGGGGCUUUCUACGAUGGCGUCUACUUGCUGGGCAUGGCCCUGAAUGAAACGCUGACCGAGGGCGGAGACAUUCGAGACGGUGUCAAUAUCACGCGCCGCAUGUGGAAUCGCACAUUCCACGGCAUUACCGGACACGUUCGCAUAGACGACAACGGGGACCGCGAUGCUGACUACUCUAUACUUGAUCUGGAUCCCAUCAAUGGCAAAUUCUCAGUGGUGGCACAUUAUUACGGGCUGCACAGGAAAUAUGCGGCUGCGCAUGGCAAGAAGAUCCAUUGGCCCGGUGGCCGGGAGGAACCACCACCGGAUAUUCCACCCUGCGGCUUUCUGGGCAACUCACCCGACUGUCACGGAAACGAAACCACAAUCAUGUAUUCCGUAUUCGGACUGGCGUUGUUUUUGGCACUUGUGUUUUUGGUCAUCUGUCUGCUGCAAAGGCAAAUGAAGCUCAGCAAGGAGCUGCACAAUAUGUCGUGGCGCGUGCGACCCGAAGAUGUGUUGAUAGAAAUGGGCGGCAUGUUCGGCUCGAAGGGUGGACUGCAGCGCCUGGACGUGGAGAACAUUUCGCUGCAACAGUUCGGCAUACAUUCUGGACGAGCCUCGAUUGCCAGCUUCGCCUCGUUGCCGCCGCAGGUGUACACGACAAUUGGGCAGUUCAAGGGCGAGCGGGUGGCCAUCAAGAAGGUGAAUGUGAAAAAGGUGGAGGUGACCUCAACGCUGCUGUGGGAGAUCAAGCAGGCGCGCGACGUGAGCCAUGAGAAUACGGUACGUUUUGUGGGCGCCUGCAUCGAUUUGCCGCGACCGACUGUGCUCAUCCUGACCGAAUACUGCUCGCGCGGCAGUCUCAAGGAUGUGCUGGAGAACGAGGCCAUCGAGCUGGACUGGAACUUCCGCAUGUCCCUCAUCCACGACAUUGUCAAGGGCAUGAGCUAUUUGCAUAACUGCGAUGUUGUCGCGCACGGCAAGCUGCGCUCCUGCAAUUGCCUGAUCGAUGGACGCUUCGUUCUGAAGAUCUCCGACUUUGGCCUGAGCACGCUGACCACGCCCUCCGACUUUGUGCGCGACCAGAACUACUAUACCAAGCUGCUGUGGAUUGCGCCGGAGCUGUUGCCGAUGACAUCGAUACCCGGCUGCCCGGCAACGCAGCGCGGCGACGUUUAUUCCUUUGGCAUUAUUCUCGAGGAGAUUGUCAAUCGUGGUGGCCCCUACCAGGAGGCACGGCAACAGGGCAUGGACGUGCACACGAUUUUGCACAAGGUGCGCCAGUGCGAAUAUCCGCCCUUCCGGCCGCUCAUUCGCGAGCGAGAGUGCCCGCCGGAUCUGUUGGUGCUCAUGGAGAAGUGCUGGGCCGACAAUCAGGAGGAGCGUCCCGCAUUCUCCACGAUCAGGAGCAACAUACGCACAAUAAUGAAAGGAUUUUGCGAGAAUCUAAUGGACGAUCUGCUGAAUCGCAUGGAGCACUAUGCCAACAACUUGGAGAGCCUUGUCGAGGAGAAAACCCGGCAGCUGAGCUUGGAGAAACAACGCACCGAGGAGCUGUUGUAUCAAAUCCUGCCACGCCCCGUCGCCCAGCAACUGAUGGCCGGCGAUCUCGUGGAGCCCGAGGAGUUCAGCAGCGUGACCAUCUACUUCAGCGACAUUGUGGGCUUCACCGAGCUCUGCGCCCGCAGCACACCCAUGGACGUGGUGAACUUCCUCAAUGAUCUGUACAGCACAUUCGAUCGCAUCAUUGGCUUCUACGAUGUGUACAAGGUGGAAACAAUUGGCGAUGCAUACCUGGUGGUCUCGGGCCUGCCGGAGCCGAAUGGCGACAAGCAUGCCCGGGAAAUUGCGCUGAUGGCCCUGGACAUACUUCAGGCUGUCUGCUCGUUCAACCUCAGGCACAAGCCCGACUACAAGAUCCAGAUUCGCAUCGGCAUGCACUCGGGCUCCGUUUGUGCCGGCGUCGUGGGCAAGAAGAUGCCCCAUUAUUGUCUCUUUGGCGACACCGUGAACACCGCCUCACGUUUGGAGACCACGGGCAUGCCUGGAAAGAUUCAUGUUUCGUCGGCCACCAAGGCCAUCCUGGACAAGUUUGGCACAUUCGAGCUGGAGCACAGGGGCGAUGUGGAGCUCAAGGGCAAGGGCACCGUUACCACCUACUGGCUAAACAGCACCACCGAGGCUGAGGCGCGUGCUCCCACUCCGCCGCUCCUAAACACCGACGAGGUACCUUUUCCCCUGCUCUUCGCCGGCAUGGGAAAGUGAGCCAGCGCAGAGUAUCCCAUGCCCAACAUCUCAAGUACAAAUCUAGCCGAAAAUUAAUCUAAAAAGAAAGUUAACCAUUUGGUGCGAAAAGUGCUUAGUUGCUUCAAAUAUAAUUGUUGCUCAAUUUUCUAUACACUGCUCGUAAAGUACAAGAGAUUAUGUUA
Molecule: messenger RNA, 3520 nt
Organism: Drosophila virilis
Lineage: Eukaryota; Metazoa; Arthropoda; Insecta; Diptera; Drosophilidae
Source: RefSeq, a predicted model, not a curated record